AUGUCUGGUCAACAAGGGGGAUACGGGCAACCUCCAAAUAUGCAACAACAGCAGAUGAUGUAUGGUCAACAGCACAUGAUGGGCAGGCCAAUGGGACAAAUGGGAGUACAACGACAGAUGUAUGCACAAGAUUCGGGUAUACCCCAGCAACAGGGGCAAAUGCCAAUGCAUUUUGCUACCCAACAACAACAAAUGCAAAUGGGUCAACCACAGAUGAACCAAAUGCCACAACUUCAACAACAACAACAACAGCAACAGGCAAUGGGUCAUCAACAACCCAUGCAAAUGGGCCUUCAACAACAACUUGGAGGCCAACAAAUGGGAAUGCAACCACAGCAAAUGGUACAACAACAGAUGGGACAGCAGCAGAUGGGACAACAGCAGAUGGGACAACAGCAGACAGUUCAACCACAGCAACAACUUUCUCAACAAGGACCACCUUCGAUGGGUCAACAAUCAAUGCUUUCUGGACAAACGCAGCUCGGCUCAAUGCUCGGCAGUUCACUAGGAUCGGUAUCUCAGCAACACAUGCAAAUGCAGCAGCCGCGAAGUCCGAUGACAACGGGUUCAGUGGGACCGCUUGAUCCGUACAUUCUCAUUGUGAAAUUGCAGCUUACUCCUGGUGGUGGUCCAGGAUCUCAAGCGCCCGGAUCAACACUUGCUGUGGCCAGUGUUGGUGGUCCCACC
Molecule: messenger RNA, 687 nt
Organism: Strongylus vulgaris
Lineage: Eukaryota; Metazoa; Nematoda; Chromadorea; Rhabditida; Strongylidae
Source: the annotation of a GenBank genome assembly